Messenger RNA from Mycena citricolor, 2172 nucleotides. The record is from the annotation of a GenBank genome assembly. Lineage: Eukaryota; Fungi; Basidiomycota; Agaricomycetes; Agaricales; Mycenaceae.
AUGGUCAAACGCGCUAACUCUAAUCGUGUCAAGGCCCAUUUACGGGAACACAACAAGGAGGUGGUGAUCAAGAGGGCACUCACUGAAUACGCAUACGAGCAGGCCAAGCCAGCAAACUCGGGAAAACCAAAAUCUAUUGCAAACAUAGCCAAGGCACAUGGGAUCUCCUACGGUACUCUACAUCGUCAUAUCAAGGGAGGAAAAAGUCGACAGGAAGCACAUGCAUCACAACAGAAACUGACACCAGCGCAAGAAUGGUCCCUUGUGCAGUUCAUAUGUGAAUCAGCCAACAUGGGAUUCCCGUUGACCCACAGGCAGAUUGCAGAAUAUGCGAACGCGGUGCGACAGGCGAUGCACGGGACCGGAUGCAAGGAGGUUGGGAAGACAUGGAUUUUUGCGUUCUUGGAUCGGCACCACGAGCACUUGCAGACCCAUUGGAGCAAGCCACUGGAUUCCCAACGUGCAAAGAGUCUGAAUAAGACAGCAGUGAAGUCGUGGGUCAACUUGGUGAAGAAGUGGGUGGUGGACUCAGGCGUUGCACCGGACUGCAUCUACGGGAUGGACGAAAGCGGGUUUCCAAUGGGAUACACGGGUAAAGAGAGAGUGGUGGGGGGAAGAGGCGUGAAAACACAACACAAGCAGGGUGGAGCAAGCCGGCAGAACAUCACAGUGCUGGUGACAAUACGUGCAGACGGAAAGAUGGUGGUCCCGCCCAUGAUCAUCUUCCCCGGGUCCAAGUUCCAGACCUCAUGGAACAAUGGCAACACUAUUGACGCAUUCAUCUCCCGUUCCCUCAAUGGAUGGACAGACCAAGACCGUGGCUAUGAAUGGCUGACCAAGGUGUUUGACCCCGCUACAAGAGACAAAGCAGAAGGGAGACCCCGAGUGCUCCUGCUCGACGGCCACAGUUCCCACUAUAGCGAGAAGUUCCUUCAGUUUGCUCGCAACAACAACCUCAUACUACUUGGCUAUCCUCCGCAUUGCACACAUGCUCUUCAGGGCUUGGAUGUGGUGUGCUUCUCAAAGAUGAAAGAGUUGUGGAAGCGGGAGAUCACAGCGUUCGAGGAGACAAUGAAGCGUGAUGUGUCGAAGAACGAGUUCUUGACGGUGUGGGCACCAGCGUACAAAGCUACAUUCGAUGAGAAGACGGUCCAGGCAGCAUUCAGGGUCACUGGUGUCGUACCUUUCAACCCAGAAUUUGUCUCCGCCCAGCAGAUGGCACCCAGCCAAUCCACCUCAACUCGCGGCGAGUUCCCCAUGCUCCAACCCAGCCCUGUUUGCCGAAUCACCCAGGCAAUGGCACAUCAUCGGCCCACCCGUCUUGAACGGUCUGCAGACUUGCUUGAAAUAUCCCCACCUUCGACACCAACACGACGUCCUCGUGAUGAAGGCUCUGAGCCCAAAGACGACAACCCAAACCUGUGGACACCAUCAAAGAAGAUGCGGACAUUGUACGCGCACCUGGGUUCGACAUCAACAGGCUCUCUGCUGUUGAGCACACCCAAAGUUACAUCCCGCACAAACCCGAUCCACAAUCCGGUCAUCCAGUCCAUGCCGAUGAGGCUGCCGGCUCCGGAUUGGACUCUUGCAUUGCAAGGUCGAAACAAGAACGGCUGGAAGGCAAGGAAUCAGCUGGAGGUGGAGAUUGAAGAGCUGAAGGCGCACCUGAGACGAGCAGAAGUGCAGUCAGCCGUGAAAGACCGCAUGCUGGAGGAAGCGAAUGCAACCAUGGUCUUGCAGAACAUCACAUUGAAGAAGACCAACGAAGCUCUUCACCAGAGGGAGGAGCGGGCGACAAAUGAACGUGCUCGCAUGUUCAAGGGCCAAGCACAAUGCCUGUCAUCUGACGAGUUUUUCGAGGAAGUGCAGCGGAUGAAUAGAGAGAAACAGGAGAAAGAUGCCGAAAAGUCAAAAAGAAAGGCGGCGCGAAACGAUAGAAAGGCCGCAAAGGCCGCACUAGACAAAGAGUGGGCCCAGAUGAAAGCAGCGCAUGCUGCUGACGUGGAGGCUUGGGGUCGGGAAUGCAAGGAAUUGAUUAAAGGAGGUUCUCGGAAGAAAGACUUACCAGUAAAACCUAAACUUGGGAAGAAACCGCAGCUUCCGCGACUCGAGGACGACACUGACGACGACGACGACGACGACGACGAUGUCGAUCAAGAAGAAGGAGUGUGA